AUGGCAACCCGCCCCGACCCCAGCAAGCAAAGCAUCCCUCUCCGUUCCGGUCCCCCGCAGGCCCAGCGCCCCAACCCGCCCACAACGAACACCCAAAACGUCAACCAAGACAAACCCGUAGGAGCCACCCCAGCAAAGCCAGCUCGCAAGUACGAGUGGCCCAGCGACACCCCACCCGACAUACGCAGCGCCACGCACGGCGCCAUCGAGCUCGCCAUCCGUCUCCUCAAAACCGUCCCCAGCCGCAAGCACCUCGUCGGCCUCGGCCUCGACAUUAUCACCAGCUUCAGCGGCCAGCACCUUUGCCCGCCAGACAUGGACCAGCGCAAGAUGUACAGCCUCGUGGUCUUCUUCCUGAACAGCAUAGACUGCGAGUUCCCCAAGCUCGAGUACUCGCGCAUCCAGGGAGCGGCGGCGCUUUUCCAACCCACCGCCGACUGGUGCGUCCAGAGGUCGGGCGUCCCCAAGGGCCUCCGCGACUGGAAGCCCCUCGCCAGCGGCGGCACGCUCACCCUCGGCGACUCCGUCUUUGGCCCGCUGGCCGCCUCGCGCGAGGAGCGCGCGAAACGACCACAGCCACGGCCACACCAAGAGGGAGGCGUCACGAGCGCGCUGCGCGCGCGCCACGACGAGGCCUACACGCGCCUGCAGUUUGCCGCGGGGACCUGCAUCGCCGCGCACCUGGUCACCUGCUUCGUGGGCCUGCUGACGGGCGCGAAUCCGCGCUAUGUGCGGGAGAGUCGUCCGUUGGGCCACAGCAGCUGGGCGUUCAAGUGGGAGAGGGCCGUGCUGGGCGGGGAGGUGACGACGCGUAUGGAGAGGAGGCAUCCGCUGGGCGCGGGCCAGGGCGGGACGGUGUGGUUGGUGGAUGAGAGGCGGUGGGCGACUAGGGUGGAUGAGGAGUGUGUCAGGGCUGUGGUGGGUUAUGAUUUUGUGCUGCCUCUGGUGACCACCAAGGAGGAGUCUCAUAUCGAGGAGUUGCCCCAGACGAUGGAAGGCGUCCGGGCUGCGCACAUGGCGCAGCUGGUUCACGGUGCCGCUAGGGUAAAGAGGCCUGAGGCCAAGCGUGUCCCAUCGGGCAAUGAUCCAUCGAGCAGUGGUCCCAAUGGUCCAUCCAGCAAUGGCCCAUCGAACAGUGCUUCAAGCACGACCUCGUCCAACCCCCCUCCUCCAAGGAGCCGUCCAACGCAAACUCUCCAAGGUACCGAUUGA
This is a messenger RNA of Chaetomium globosum CBS 148.51, 1212 nucleotides long. RefSeq lists its product as uncharacterized. The transcript is spliced from 2 exons. Lineage: Eukaryota; Fungi; Ascomycota; Sordariomycetes; Sordariales; Chaetomiaceae. The coding region runs from base 1 to 1212 and encodes 403 amino acids. The record is from RefSeq and is a predicted model, not a curated record.